AUGCAAAGUGAUAUAAUGUACAUUAACAUUUCAACAUUUUUACAUAUAGAAUCAAAAUAUUAAAGAAGUAACAUAGAUACUUGUCAAAACAUAUAUGAAAUUAAACUCGAUUGUACUCUUCAAAUACCGGUUUCAAAUCAUCAGCUGUUAGAUAUUGUAAAACGUCAGGAGGUACCUGUGACUCAUCACUGACCUGGAAUAAACGUGAAGAAACCCUUUGAAUGUGAGUUUUGUAAAAGACGGUAUAAAAAAAGAAUAGAAUUGAACACCAAAGGUAAAUAUAUCUAGUCAAAAAAAAAAAAAGAAUAACAAGAUACACUUGGAUAAAAAAAAACCCCUAUCAGCCUGCCGAGUGCAAUAUUCAUAUACGGACAAAUUCAGUGAUCGUUAUAGUAUGAAAUCGCACAUGAUGUCCUAUACGAGGAAUAGUCUACCUUUCAAGUGUCCCGUGUGUCCGAAAGAUUUUCUACAAUUCAGCAAUUUAAAGGAACAUAUGCGAAUCCACCCGGAAUUUAAACCCUUCGAAUGUCAACUUUGCAAGGAAAGAUUUUCAAAAAAUUGCGAUUUAUCGACACAUAUGCUCGCGCAUGAAAAGAGUUUGGUGUCUUUGAGUGACUUAAGGAGUGAGAAAAAGAAAAAAAUCAAUAAAAAUAAGCAAUACGUGUGUACAAUCUGUGGACAAAAAUUUCGUGACAAAUCUUGUAGAAAUGUACAUAUGCGGCAUCACAAUGGGGAAAGGGUUAUCGACUGCGAUUUUUGUAGAAGAAAAUUUACCACCAAAGGAUAUUUAGCAAGGCACAUGAUCAUUCACUCAAAAUCAGUAGCUGAGCACUCCUGUCAAAUUUGCCGGCAAAGUUUUUUAAGAAUUGUUACUUUAAAGCGACACAUGGAUGAAUGUCAUUCUGGUGAAUUGUCAAUCGAUGAAUCUUUAAUAUGUGAAAAAGAAGAUUGGAUUGAGAAGAUUCGAUUUACAAGUAAAGUAGAUAUAGAAAAUAAGAACUCGGUCGUCCUGGAGGAAGUGAGCCUUAAAAAUAUAAGAGAAAGUGAAAACAGUAUUUUAUUGUCUAUGGAAAAUGAACCUUGUGAGCAACCUUUAGACUUAAGUUUACAAACUGGAAUUUGAAGACCUAAAGAUAGAGAUUGAAGAGUAGCAUCUAAUUGAAAUUAAUAAAAAUAAUAAAAGAGGAGAAUAGAUAAAUAAUAUUUGAGUUUUCAGAUACAAAUUAAAGUAACAAAAUUCCUAAUCA
Molecule: messenger RNA, 1247 nt
Organism: Belonocnema kinseyi
Lineage: Eukaryota; Metazoa; Arthropoda; Insecta; Hymenoptera; Cynipidae
Product: gastrula zinc finger protein XlCGF71.1-like
Exons: 2
Coding region: 395-1123 (242 amino acids)
Cellular component (GO): nucleus
Source: RefSeq, a predicted model, not a curated record